AUGAUCCAAGCAAUCGACUCCUUCUUUGUGUCGUUCUGCGCGAAAUACGGCCUCGGCGCCCCCGAUAACAUCAAACUGGUCGCCUGUAUCUUCGCCUCUUACCCCCUCUGCGGCCUCCUAAAACGACUCCCCACUCAAUCGACUAGAAAUGCCUUCAACAUCCUCGUUUCCCUAUUCUUCCUGGUAGGGGUGUUUGAUCUCUGGACCGGGUUGCGAACGAUUAUGAUUAGUUCCCUUGGGACGUAUGGGUUGGCGAAGUACAUGAAGGGGGGUGCGAUGCCGUGGGUCGUGUUUGUGUUUGUCAUGGGCCAUAUGAGUAUCAAUCACAUCCACCGUCAAAUCAUCAACAACCCCGACGUUGUCGACAUAACCUCCAUGCAGAUGGUCCUCUGCAUGAAACUCUCCUCCUUCGCCUGGAAUAUCUACGAUGGACGCCAGUCACCAUCCUCCCUCUCCUCGCUCCAGACCGAUCGCGCACUGAAAGCGAUGCCGACUUUAUUGGACUAUCUCGGAUACGUCUUUUUCUUCCCGAGUUUCAUGGUUGGGCCGAGCUUUGAUUUCGUGGAGUACAAGCGGUGGUUGGAUCUGUCCAUGUUCGACAUUCCUUCCCCCUCUCCCUCAAAAUCCUCCGCACCGCACAAAAAACGCCGCCGCAUCCCCCACUCCCUCAUCCCCGCCCUCCGCCGCGGCGCCGAAGGAGUCUUCUGGCUCAUCCUAUUCCUCAAAUUCGCAUCCUGGUACUCAACAACCUACGCCCUCUCCCCCGCCUUCGCCUCUCUUCCAUUCUGGCGGCGUUUGUGGUAUAUGCAACCCCUCGCAUUCUCCCACCGCUUAAAAUACUACGGUAUCUGGGCCCUCGCGGAAGGCUCCUGUAUCCUCUCCGGUCUCGGGUUCAACGGGUACUCUCCUAAGGGUAAGCUGAGGUGGGAUCGAGUCAAGAACAUCUCUGCCCGUGAAUUCGAAUUGGCGCAGAAUAAUAAGGCGUUGUUGGAGGCAUGGAACAAAAACACGAACAAGUGGUUGAAAAACUAUGUUUAUGUACGUGUUGCGGCGAUUGUGGAGAAGGGGAAACCUGGGUUCGUCAGUAGUUUGGUGACGUUUGGGACGAGUGCUGUUUGGCACGGGUUCUACGGUGGAUACUAUCUCGCUUUCGGGACGGCCAGCUUUAUCCAGACACUUGGGCGCUAUUUCCGCCGCUACCUCCGGCCCUUCUUCUUCACCCCAGACAUGUCCCACCCCACCCCAUACAAACCCCUCUACGACAUCCUCUCCUGGGCACUAACCCAAUCAACCUACAACUACCUCGUCCAACCAUUCAUCAUCCUCAACGUCCGCGAAUCACUCCGUCUAUGGGGCAGAUUGGGAUUCUAUGUACAUGUAGCCAUUGCGGUUUGUCUUGCGUUCUUUAAUUUUGGGGGAGCGAGGUGGUUGAAUAAGAAGUUGAAGAGAAGGGCGGCGAGGUCUGGGAAGGGGGAGAAGAAGGUGAAGGAGUUGGAUGAGAGGCAUAAGAGGGAGGUCAGGGAGGAAGAGAGGGAGCCGAAGAGUUUGGGGAUGGCGAUGCCGGCUGAGACGAGUCCGAUUUUGGAGUAG
Saitoella complicata NRRL Y-17804 is the source of this 1590-nucleotide messenger RNA. RefSeq names its product MBOAT-domain-containing protein. NCBI's taxonomy places the organism in Eukaryota, Fungi, Ascomycota, Saitoellomycetes, Saitoellales, Saitoellaceae. Gene Ontology annotation, biological process: lipid modification; glycerophospholipid biosynthetic process. The transcript is spliced from 2 exons. The record is from RefSeq and is a predicted model, not a curated record. Gene Ontology annotation, cellular component: membrane; endoplasmic reticulum. Gene Ontology annotation, molecular function: 1-acylglycerol-3-phosphate O-acyltransferase activity; 1-acylglycerophosphocholine O-acyltransferase activity. Bases 1 to 1590 code for a protein of 529 amino acids.